UAAUUUAUAAACUCAUAAACCUAUGUGGAGCUCUUCUGUAGUUGGUCUUGAUGGUAACCGAUAAUUAAUAUUAAAUAAGCAAUAACCGUAAUUAAAUCAAUAUAAGAAACUUUUUUUAAAAAGAGGAUCAAAGAAAAAUCUCAUAUCGGAAUGCCAGCAAAGAAUAAAUCCAAACGUCAAAUGUGAAUCAAACUUUCAUUAAUGUCACAUCAAAAUUUUUGUGUAUGAAGUGGAAAACUAAAUAAAAAAAAACACAAUGUAACGCAACAAUGUUUAGGAUAUGAUAAGUGUCAGAGGUUUCCUUGUGGGGAUGUUGAGGAGUGCGUUCGUAGUGGCCUUUCUCAGCAUACCAAACCCCGUGUCCGCUUUAACAGGAUUUAAAAGCUGGUCGAGGAAGGCUUUAUAUCACAAGGUCGAUCUCUGCACCCAAUCGUGUUACAGCCAAAUAAUCCCUGGACUUUAUUUAAGCAAUGCACGCGCUGCAGCUGACAGAAAUGUCCUCCGACAUCUUAAUAUCACCCAUGUCCUCACAGUGGAGGCUCAUAGGUUACCGAAGUCAACGUUCUUGGAUACGAAUAUCAAUACCUUAUUCAUCAGAGCCUUCGACACUCCGCACACAAAUCUCUUAGCGUAUUUCCCGAUGUCCAAUGCUUUUAUAGAAGAAGGUCUCCAAAAAGGAAAUGUUAUUGUACAUUGUCACUUCGGAGUAUCGCGGUCAGCGACAUUGGUAAUAGCAUUUAUAAUGCAAAAGUAUAAAAUAUCAUAUGAGCAAGCUUAUAACUUUGUACGUCAAAGGCGAAGAUUCAUAAACCCAAACCCGGGUUUCGUCAGCCAGCUAAAAGAAUAUCAAAGAUUGAAUUACGACGUGAACGGCUUCCAGAGAUUCGAAGCGUUCAUGAACGUGAAUGCAAGAAGACACAAGUAUAAAAUAGCGUCUUUGGCUGCUUUAGUAGUUGGAGUUCUGGUACCGUUGGCAGUUCUCAUCGUUUAAAAGGUUUAAGGUAACUUGUAAAAAUAGAAUAUAUAACAUGAAUCAUGAUGUUUUUUUAGUAAUAAAUAAUUUAAUUGUGAUAUAAA
Molecule: messenger RNA, 1077 nt
Organism: Danaus plexippus (monarch butterfly)
Lineage: Eukaryota; Metazoa; Arthropoda; Insecta; Lepidoptera; Nymphalidae
Product: dual specificity protein phosphatase MPK-4-like
Exons: 1
Coding region: 281-991 (236 amino acids)
Biological process (GO): protein dephosphorylation
Cellular component (GO): cytoplasm
Molecular function (GO): protein tyrosine/serine/threonine phosphatase activity
Source: RefSeq, a predicted model, not a curated record